Messenger RNA from Phyllostomus discolor (pale spear-nosed bat), 2604 nucleotides. It is a transcript of the gene RNF146, whose product is annotated as ring finger protein 146. Gene Ontology annotation, biological process: ubiquitin-dependent protein catabolic process; Wnt signaling pathway. NCBI's taxonomy places the organism in Eukaryota, Metazoa, Chordata, Mammalia, Chiroptera, Phyllostomidae. Gene Ontology annotation, cellular component: cytoplasm; nucleus. The record is from RefSeq and is a predicted model, not a curated record. The transcript has 3 exons. Gene Ontology annotation, molecular function: ubiquitin protein ligase activity; zinc ion binding; poly-ADP-D-ribose binding. The coding region runs from base 285 to 1358 and encodes 357 amino acids.
GACAGGGGAGCUGGGGCUGGGAGGGGCGGACGCGAGCGCCCGGGUGCGCGGCGCUGUUUCCGCCCCCCCGCGACGCGACGGGUGGUCACGUGAUGGCCGCGCGCGUCCCCGGCCGCUGCGGGCUGUAAGGCCGAGGAGAAGAGACUGCGAGGCGGCCACGGCUGUGGCCUGAGAGCACAGGAUGAACCAGCAGUGGAAGAGCAAAUACUGUAAAAUGGCUGCAUGGCGGUAGAAAUGACACCUUACUUUUGUGACGAGCACCUGUAGAGUCUGUAAUAGAAAGGAUGGCUGGCUGUGGUGAAAUUGAUCACUCAGUAAACAUGCUUCCUACCAACAGGAAAGCGAAUGAGUCCUGUUCUAAUACUGCACCUUCUCUAACUGUCCCUGAAUGUGCCAUUUGUCUGCAAACAUGUGUUCACCCAGUCAGUCUGCCUUGUAAACAUGUUUUCUGCUAUCUGUGUGUAAAAGGAGCUUCAUGGCUUGGAAAGCGAUGUGCCCUCUGUCGACAAGAAAUUCCUGAGGAUUUCCUUGACAAGCCCACCUUACUGUCACCAGAAGAACUCAAAGCAGCAAGUAGAGGGAAUGGUGAAUAUGCAUGGUAUUAUGAAGGAAGAAACGGGUGGUGGCAGUAUGAUGAACGCACUAGUAGAGAGCUGGAAGAUGCUUUCUCCAAAGGUAAAAAGAGCACUGAAAUGUUAAUUGCUGGAUUUCUGUAUGUUGCUGAUCUUGAAAAUAUGGUUCAAUAUAGGCGAAAUGAACAUGGACGUCGCAGGAAAAUUAAGCGGGACAUAAUAGAUAUACCAAAGAAGGGAGUAGCUGGACUUAGGCUGGACUGUGAUGCUAAUACCGUAAACUUAGCAAGAGAGAGCUCUGCUGAUGGAGCGGACAGUGUAUCGGCACAGAGUGGAGCUUCUGUUCAGCCUCUAGUGUCUUCUGUAAGGCCCCUGACAUCAGUAGAUGGUCAGUUAACAAGCCCUGCAACACCAACCCCUGAUGCAAGCACUUCUCUGGAAGACUCUUUUGCUCAUUUACAGCUCAUUGGAGACAGCCUGGCUGAAAGGAGCCACAGGGGGGAAGGAGAAGAUCGUGAAUUACCAUCUUCAGGCAGGGUACCAGCACCAGAUACUUCCAUUGAAGAAACUGAAUCAGACGCCAGUAGUGAUAGUGAGGAUGUAUCAGCGCUUAUUGCACAACACUCCUUGACCCAACAGAGACUCUUGGUUCCUAACACAAACCAGACAGUAUCUGAUCGAGCAGAUCGAUCAGGAACUGAUGGAUCACUAGCAGGGGGUGUAACAGUGAGUAGCACUGUUAGAUCUAGAAGGCCUGAUGGACAGUGCACAGUAACUGAAGUUUAAAUAAAAAACUCUUCAGCUCCACUCAAGGUUAAAAUGAGUAUCUGUAAAUUUCUGCCCACAUAACAUUAUACUCAUCCCUAAUAAUACAUUUUGGGAGUUGGGGUGGGAAGGGGUAUAGGAAGGAUAGAUCUGUAAUUAAAAUGUCUAACAUGUCUCUGUUGAGAAAUUUAUUUAAUAUAAGGAACUUGGGUGUUAAUAGUUGAGAGUUGUUUAGUAAUAACCCAGUUUUCUUGAGGUCUGUUUAUUUUAUAGUUUUUAAAGAUUUCUAAAGUUCUUUUGGCCGGCGUGUGUGUAUUAUCUGUGCAUUUAAUCGUCCCAUCUGACUCUUGCAUUUUGUCUUACUUUUCUGCAUGGAUUGACUUAAAACCAUUAACUAAAAUUUGGCACCUAUGAGAUGUCUGGUAUCAGUUUUAACAGGAAGCUUAAUGUGAGAAUACAUGUGAAUUUGGGAUUUUAAAAUAGACAAAAACUUUAAUAGUAAAGUUACUGAAAUGGAAUGUAAAGAACACCUAAUAACUUAAUGUUCCAUAAUCUUGUCUGUAAUACAUUUCAUGGCGUCCCCAUAGACUUUGCUGUCUAGUCCUUGUAAUUUGAUGUUUCUCUUGAUCCACAGUUUUCUUUUUGAUUACAAAAUUUAUAAUUUAAUAAAUACUAGAGUUUACCAAAAAUAAAUUGUCUCUUGCUUAGGUCUGGAAAGGGGAUGGAGACAUUUUGACAUCUGUGGCCAAAGGUCACUAAAAAUUGUGGUCAUUUCAAGUGGUGGUAUUCAGUUUAAACAAGUCACCUGCUCAAAGAAGUCUGGUUUUUUCAUAGGAAGCAUUUAAACAGAAUCUGCAGGCAGUGUGCAUGGAGUAAAUAAACUUGGAACUAAAUGAAAAGCCUAUGAGAUGAAUUUCUUAAAUAAUUGUAGUAGAGAAUAUGAUUUUUCUUGCCAGUCUUCAUUAGCAGUCUAACACUCAUCUGAAUUAAAUUAAAUGCUAGGCUUACUUAUAAACAGCAUUCAUAGACACAAAUUCACUUUAUACAAAAUGCUGUAGAACCUGUGGCAAAGUAGGAAGUAUUGGUUUUACUUGGUAACUCAGAAUUUGAUUCUGCAAAAAAGUAAUGUAAGUUGGUCUUACUACAUUUUCCUAACUCAAAACAGUAGGAUCAUGUUGAUGAGGCUUAUGUAAGCGUUUAAUAUGAUUUUGAAGUGUGAAUUGAGUUUUACAAAUAGCAAAUAAAAACUGUCGCUACUUUGAAAUUA